AUGGCGCCCACAUCGUACCCAAUGGCUCUGGCAGCCUUGGUGCCGCUGCCUUUCGACAUCGUCUUUACAGCGCUGCGGUUCUACAUCCGAUCGAAGAGGAACGCGUGGGGACCUGAUGACUGGGCGAUGCUGGUCAACCUUCCUUUUUGGACAGUGAGUACUGUAGCUACCAUAGCUAUGGCAUGGAGUGGCAUCGGCGCCUACGAUGCCUCACUCACCGAGUAUCAAUACUCCAACUCGCUGAUGUGGUUCUACAUCUUCCAGGAGCCAUGGUGCUUUACGUUGAUCACCAUCAAGUGCUCAAUUGGCUUCGCACUGAUCAGAAUUGCCAACGGCAAGAAGUGGAUCGAAAAGAACUGGUACACCACCAUGCCUGGUUCCUGUCAGGACCGUAGCAUUCAAACAAGCCUCUCAUACGCAGUAGCUGUUGUCUCAAUUCUCAGUGACUGGAUCUUCGCCGUCCUGCCCAUCUUCCUGCUGUGGAACGUGCAACUCGACUGGCGCGUGAAGUGUUCGGUGAUCGGUAUGCUUGGACUAGGUGUUUUUGCAUCAAUCGCGCCCAUUGUCCGUCUCAAAUUCCUGAUUGGAAUGAACGAUCAGUCCCGCUUCCUGCAAAACCUCGGCGCCAUCCUUGCUUGGGCCUCCGCAGAGAUGAACGUCGGGAUGCUUGUCGCAAACUUGCCCGCUUGCCGUCCUUUACUCGAACGAAUGAUUUCGCGCUUCUCGUCAUGGACCGGUAGUGGGAGUCGCUCCUUCGGUGCUGGAAAGAAGCCGCACGCCCGGGGUACCUCCCGCACGGGAGCCAACGGCACGACAAAACAGUAUCUGGAGCUUGAUGAACGACCGGGCAGUACAACAUUGCAAGGUUACCUGAAGAACGGCCAUAAGACCGGCGGUACGGGGAUAGAGACAAGGAUCUACGGCGAUCUCGACUGUGAAAGCAGUGUCAGUCUUGAUCGAGACGACGGGAGCCAGAAGCACAUCGUCGAUAAGCCGAGCGUUGACGGUUUCCAUGUGAAUGUGCACAAGGAUUUCAAGAUGGAGGUUAGCGGAGGCAAGCAACUGCCCAGGGCGACAGCGCCGGGAGGCAUGGUGUAGUCAAGAAGUCGAGGGAGUUCGUGUUAAAAAUGAUACCCAAAUUAGUUCAGUUAUCAAUAUAGACGCGUACAACACGACGGAGUCGUAUUGACCAUCACAUAGUGGGGAAACUGCUAUGUGAGUGAGUAAAGGCCGUGAUCAGAAGAUAGCGCUGUCAGUAGAAGCUGAG
Macroventuria anomochaeta is the source of this 1267-nucleotide messenger RNA. RefSeq lists its product as uncharacterized. The record is from RefSeq and is a predicted model, not a curated record. The transcript is spliced from 4 exons. NCBI's taxonomy places the organism in Eukaryota, Fungi, Ascomycota, Dothideomycetes, Pleosporales, Didymellaceae. The coding region runs from base 1 to 1098 and encodes 365 amino acids.